This is a messenger RNA of Alligator mississippiensis (American alligator), 2998 nucleotides long. It is a transcript of the gene HTR2B, whose product is annotated as 5-hydroxytryptamine receptor 2B. Gene Ontology annotation, cellular component: dendrite; plasma membrane. Gene Ontology annotation, molecular function: G protein-coupled serotonin receptor activity; neurotransmitter receptor activity. Gene Ontology annotation, biological process: chemical synaptic transmission; G protein-coupled receptor signaling pathway, coupled to cyclic nucleotide second messenger; heart development. Bases 1251 to 2699 code for a protein of 482 amino acids. The record is from RefSeq and is a predicted model, not a curated record. The transcript is spliced from 4 exons. NCBI's taxonomy places the organism in Eukaryota, Metazoa, Chordata, Crocodylia, Alligatoridae.
GUGACUUUGCACGUGUUCGCUGGAGCCGGGAAACAAGAAUAGUAAUGAAAAGCAGCUGGCUUCAAAUGCUGUAUUAGAAUAUAAUAGCAUCAAAAACUGCAAAGCCUAAAAAGUUACAGCAGGGUUUGCCCAACAUUUGAUUUUUCUAGGGUUAACUGUGCUUCUUUCAGAGCAAGCAAGCUAUGAUGAGCAGUUACAUACUGAAGUGUGAAGAGGGAUUGCUUACUGGAUCCAGAAGCAGGGACAAGGGGUGUACGCUACAGGUCUGGAAGACUGAAUGAAAAUCAAAAGGAAAUAAUGCUCCUUGGCUCUUCUCCAGCUGUAGAGAGAAAAAAAAACCCCCACUCAUUUAUUUCCUUGCUUUCACGCACUGGAGCUGGAUGCACUGGAAUGAGUCAAUCAACAAACAACGACACCAGCAGACUGCAAGUUUUGCUAACGAACACAGAGGAAACGGCAAGCAGAAUGAGAUGCAAACGAUAAGCUGGGACACAUGCAUAAAAUACCCAAGUCAAAUUAGAAGAAUUGAACAGGAGGAAAAGCAAAGACAAGAACUUUUUUUUUUUUUUUUUUUGAACAAUGCGAUGAGAAUUAAUCCCCCCCCGUUCUGAUCAAGAGGAGUUGGAAGAAAACACACGUAAGAAGAAUUGGUUUCCUGAAACAAAGAUUUUUUUUCUUGAAGACGUUUAGAGAAAGCAAAUGAGAAGCUGUGAACAAAAGGAUAUGCAUAAAAUAAAAGCCAGAACCGAGAAGCUUAUCUUCGACACAGCAAUCAAGAUAGAAAUCCAGCAUGUGACAGAAAGAAAGAUCAAACUGCAAAAGAAAUCUCUCUCUUGUGAGCACUGAACGGCAGUCUACCAAAAUCCAAGAGAAAAACCAAGGGGGAACCCUUUGACACCCGAAUUCAUGCACCUCUUCUCCAGCUACAAGCCGACCCACAGAGCUAAUAAACUGCCUGCUUUCCACCACAACCAAAUUAUCUCCAGCGCUUCUGAAGCCAGAGCCUCUGUAUAAAAGGAUAACCAGACCACUAGACCUUAGGAGCCAGGGAUGGACACAAGUCAGUACUUCUGGCCUUUGAGACCAACGUGCCUUUCGUAAGGGACUGGAUACGAGUUUGGAUCCAACACUUGGGCACGGGCAUGACAUCUCGCAGCAGCAGAUGACCGAUUUCCCUUGCUGACCAUGCUGGCCUUUCUUCAGGAUCGUACUGGACCAGAGAGGCACAGCAAGUUGGUAUAUGAUACAAAAUGUCUGAGCAACACCCAAUUCCAGAAUAUAUUCUGCUGGGCACAAGGAUGUCCUACCCUUUAAACCUCUCCAACGUGUCUGGAUAUGGCAACAGGUCUUUGACGCAGCUCGCAGUAACGGGAGACUCCAAACACAGCUCUCCGAGUGACGAACAAGGAAACAGAGUGUGCUGGGCAGCUCUCCUGAUCCUCCUGGUUAUAAUCCCCACCAUCGGGGGAAACAUACUUGUUAUACUGGCUGUGGCCCUGGAGAAAAAGUUGCAGUAUGCCACCAAUUACUUCCUAAUGUCCUUGGCGGUGGCAGAUUUGCUGGUGGGAUUGUUUGUGAUGCCAAUUGCCCUCCUUGUCAUACUGUUUGAUAAUGAGUGGCCUCUUCCGCCAGAAAUGUGUCCCGUUUGGCUGUUCCUUGAUGUCCUCUUUUCCACUGCGUCCAUCAUGCACCUCUGUGCCAUCUCACUAGACCGUUAUAUUGCCAUAAAGAAACCGAUCCUGGCCAAUCAGUAUAAUUCCUGGGCUACAGCGAUCAUCAAAAUCACUGUGGUUUGGCUCAUUUCAAUAGGUAUUGCCAUUCCCAUCCCGAUCCAAGGUAUAAAAGAUGGACGUGGCAACUCCACUAACAUCACAUGUGCUCUGAUGCCCGAACAUUUUAGUGACUUCAUCCUCUUUGGGUCACUGGCUGCCUUCUUCAUCCCACUCGCGAUUAUGAUAGUCACUUACUUUCUGACCAUUCAAGUGCUACGUAAGAAAGCCUACUUGAUCAACAAGCCGCCUCAGCGCUUAACUUGGUCCACUGUGUCCACAGUAUUUCAAAGGGACGUAAUGCCUGGCUCAUCGCCCGAGAAGGUGGCCAUGUUGGAUGGCUCCAGAAAGGACAAGGCUUUGGCCAACACGAACGAUGACAUGCUUAUACGUAGGAUGUCCACCAUUGGAAAGAGGUCGAUGCAGACCAUCACCAACGAACAAAGGGCCUCAAAAGUUCUGGGGAUUGUAUUUUUUCUUUUCUUGUUGAUGUGGUGCCCGUUUUUUAUAACAAACGUAAGUUCCGUGCUGUGCACGUCCUGUAGCAAGGAAGUUAUUCAAAGGCUCAUGGAGAUCUUUGUUUGGAUAGGAUAUGUGUCUUCAGGGGUGAACCCUCUGGUCUACACGCUCUUCAACAAGACAUUCAGGGCGGCAUUCAGCAGGUACAUCACUUGCAAUUAUCGGACCACAAAGACAGAGAAGGCCUCUGAGAAAAACUGCAGCAGGAUCUCUUUCAGAAAUUCAGUGGCAGAGAACUCCAAGAUCUUUAUGAAGCACGGGAUGAGAAACGGGAUUAAUCCUCUUAUGUACCAGAGCCCAAUGAGACUCCGAAACUCGCCAAUCCAGUCUUCGUCAGCCAUUCUGCUGGACACUUUGCUGCUCCCGGAGCACGAGGUCGAUAAAACGGAGGAACAAGUCAGCUACGUAUAGAGAAGCAAAACUAUGUCCUCAACCUAUAAUGUUGCUGUAUGUAUUGUAGGUAAACGUGCUAUAUAAGGAUAUAAAUACUAUUGUCUUCUAUUAUUUAUACAAGCAAUAUCUUACUGAACUUGUAUUAAUUCAUCUCCUCUAAGACUACAAGGUUCCUCUAUCCAGAAUCUCCCCCACUUUACCAAUUUAAACACAAAUAGCCCACUGAAGUAAUAGCAAUUUCAUUCCAUUAUAAACAGCAAAUAUCAGAGCAUUGUAGAUUAAAGGCAGAGGGAUCUAAAUAAAAGAAGCUAAGGCAA